AUCUAGGAAGUAGAGAAUUUGCUACGUCAUCUUCAUAUCGAUUCCGGCCUAGUGGUGGGAAGCAGGGGUUGAACCAGCCCUGUACAUUGUUGUGCACCCAAGAGAGAACCACGAGUGAGUGCAGCGUAGCUUCCAUAGUAUUCGACGUAUUCCGGUACGAUUACGACCAUUCCACCAUGAAUUGAACGGUCUGAGCAAGCGUAAGGCCAAAGCACGCGGUGAGUGGUGGCGCGCCGAAACUCCUGGCGCUCCGUCACUUCAGCCACUCGCGUUCAGGAAACAGGAUUGUGCACAUCGUCCUCGCGCCUUGCGCUUUGCCGAAAGCGCCGGUUAAAUUACAAGUGUACGGUGAUUUUUGGAAUAUACUGACAACACUACCCUGCUGAUCACAAUGGAGGACGAAAAGAAAGACGAGAAAAAGGGCGAAGGUGAUGAAAUCGCCCUCAAACCCAAGAUGAGUCUACUGAAUGGCAUCACCGUCAUUGUUGGCAGCAUCAUUGGUUCGGGAAUUUUUGUUUCGCCGGCCGGUGUACUCCUACACACUGGCAGCGUUAACUUAUCACUGAUUGUGUGGACUAUUUCCGGUGUAUUUUCUAUGGUCGGUGCUUAUUGCUAUGCCGAACUGGGGACGAUGAUCCGGAAAAGUGGAGCGGAUUACGCCUACAUCAUGGAGACGUUCGGACCAUUUUGGGCUUUCGUGCGACUAUGGAUCGAGUGCAUGAUUGUCCGACCGUGCUCGCAGGCGAUUGUCGCGCUCACUUUCAGCGUGUACGUGAUGAAACCAUUCUUUCCGGAAUGCCAGCCGCCCGACGACGCUGCCCGUCUGCUAGCGGCCUGUUGCAUUCUUAUUUUGACCGUCAUUAACUGUUAUGACGUCAAAUGGGCAACGCGGGUGCAGGAUGUCUUCACUUAUGCAAAACUAUUGGCGUUGUUUGUCAUUAUCGGUUCUGGUGCAUACCAAUUGAUCAACGGUCAUACCGAGCAUUUCACUUUCAUGAAUACAAACACCCAGGUGACAUCAAUUGCACUUUCGUUUUAUUCUGGUUUAUUCGCUUACAAUGGCUGGAAUUAUCUGAAUUUCAUCAUUGAGGAAUUGAAAGACCCAGUCAGAAAUCUUCCGUUGGCUAUUGCUAUCUCUUGUACCCUGGUGACAAUCGUGUAUGUCUUCACGAAUGUGGCGUUCUAUACGACACUGUCACCAGCGGAAGUCUUGGGUUCUGAGGCCGUUGCCGUAUCGUUUGCGAAUAAGUUAUUCGGCCCACUGGCAUGGACAAUCCCUGUCUUUGUUGCGUUAUCGACGUUCGGCGCUGUCAACGGAAUCCUGCUAACUUCAUCGCGCCUCUUUUACGCGGGUGCCCUGCACGGCCAGAUGCCGGAAUUGCUGACUAUGAUUCAAUCGAAGCGCUUAACUCCAACCCCUGCUGUUAUUGCUAUGGCAAUACUGUCAAUGCUGUAUCUGACAUCCAGCAAUAUAUUCGCGUUGAUAAACUAUGUAGGAUUUGCAACUUGGUUGAGUAUUGGAGCUUCUGUUCUUUGCUUGCCUUGGUUGCGCUGGAAGCAACCGAAUUUGGAACGACCCAUCAAAGUGAACUUAAUCUGGCCGAUUCUCUACCUCCUAGCCACCGUCUUCGUGACCGCAGUGCCCAUGAUUGCCAGUCCGGUGGAAACUGGCAUUGGUUUAUUAAUGAUACUCACCUCGGUACCGGUCUAUUUGGUUUGUUGCAUGUGGAAGCAAAAGCCGAGAUGGUUUGUCGCCUGCACUCUGUGCAUCACGUCAGCGAUGCAAAAAGUAUUUGUCGUCGUCGGAAAGGCGAAGACAGCGCAACUAUAAAACUGAAAUUUCAUCACGCUGACCAACAUAUCCUUCGAGUUCAUCGACAGGCUUAAGUAAUUUAUUUUCAUUCCAUUCAAGUUUUUUUCGAUAUUCUGUUGACUUGCGACUCGCACAUGAUGAGCCAUAAGAUAUGUGCGGUUGCAUUGAUUCGCAUGUUCACAACAUUCCAUUUUUACCAGCUGUUGACUUGGUUUAUCUGCGUUACUGUUGGAUACUCAAUGAUGGUUGUAGUUGAGUUGAGAGUCUUUUGUAUGAAAUGAAAGUGCUGAGUGCAGAUCAAUGCAAACUUUGACUUCUUCUGACAAUAAUGUAAUAGAUUUGAAACAAAGUGUGUUUUGCAUUGCACGGGUUGUAAAAACACAAAUUCUCUAUUAUGUGAUGGCUGCGCAUGAUAGGGAAUUUUAUAUGAACAUUUAAAUGAACAUAUACACAUUCUGAGCAAGGAAAUUUUAAAUUUCUAUAUGAAUAUUUUUUAUAUGAGUAGUGUUUAUGACGAACUUACACGAAGAAUAACAAUGUAUAAUUAAUUUAUACAAAAGACUACACAGACUUAUUUUAAUUGUAAUAAAGCUUAGAUAACUUGUCAGUUAUCAAUUGUUGCGUUGUUGAUGCAAGCAAUCCAAUUGACUAAUGUGGAUAAGAGACAUCGACAAUAAUAUAUCAAGUGUGUAAGCCUCAAAUUGUACAUGUAUACUUUAACUUAGAACAAUGAAGCAUAUACAAUAAGAA
Molecule: messenger RNA, 2563 nt
Organism: Dalotia coriaria
Lineage: Eukaryota; Metazoa; Arthropoda; Insecta; Coleoptera; Staphylinidae
Product: large neutral amino acids transporter small subunit 1
Exons: 7
Coding region: 392-1831 (479 amino acids)
Biological process (GO): amino acid transmembrane transport
Cellular component (GO): membrane
Molecular function (GO): L-amino acid transmembrane transporter activity
Source: RefSeq, a predicted model, not a curated record